Messenger RNA from Vidua chalybeata, 3162 nucleotides. Its product is annotated as acyl-coenzyme A thioesterase 1-like. Gene Ontology annotation, biological process: fatty acid metabolic process; acyl-CoA metabolic process. NCBI's taxonomy places the organism in Eukaryota, Metazoa, Chordata, Aves, Passeriformes, Viduidae. The transcript is spliced from 3 exons. Gene Ontology annotation, molecular function: fatty acyl-CoA hydrolase activity. The record is from RefSeq and is a predicted model, not a curated record. The coding region runs from base 602 to 2020 and encodes 472 amino acids.
UCCCGUGCCUUGGGGUAACGAACAGAGAAGCAGAGCCGGCAAGGAGACAAGAAGCAAUGGCGAGCUAGUGCUGGUGUGGCUUCUCCCCACCUCGGCUGGAGCUGGCCCUCGCUGUGGUCUCUUUGCUGAGUGGCAUGGCACGGCUCGGCCGUGCCGUGCAGAGCUGUCCCAUCUCUGUACGGUCUGUCCCACACCAGCCCUUCCCUGUCCAGUGAAUUCCGACUGCGAUUCUGCUCGGUGGCUCGUCUUCUCCCCACGUCUCCUGCCCGCAGCCACCGCCUGGCCCGGGAGAGCUCGGAACACCGAGGAGCUCGCCGACGCCCAGACGGGUUUCAAGGACUCGGCAGCCUUUGGAUGAAGCCUCCUACAGCCGGGGAAGGCAGCGUGGGGAAGACAAGAGAGCAGGCAAGCAUGCAGGGAAGUAGGGAGGCACGGAAAUCGGCAGGCACGCAGGAGGGAAGCAGGCGGGCGGGACAAGGGAGCUGCCGCCCCGCUCCUCCCCGCCGGGGCGUGCCAGCGGCACUCCAGGCCCGAGCCCGGCCCCGGUUCCGCGAGGUUCUGCCCCAGUAUCCGCCCCCAGGGGCGGGAGCGAUCCGGAGCCAUGGGGCAGGUCAGUGCCCGCUCCCUGUGCCGGGCCAGCUCCCGCGCCUGGCAGAGGCGGCUGCCCUGGCCCGGCCCCGCGCCUGCAGCCCCACGGGGCCGCAGCCCCGCGUGGAGCCCCGGGGCAGCUCCCGCCCAGGGACUCUCCUCCAUGGCCCCCUCCAUCCGCCUGUCGCCCGCCGCCCGCAGCCUCUUCGAUGAGCCGCUGGCCAUCGCCGUGCAGGGCCUCGGCCCGCGGCAGCAGGUCACUCUGCGGACGUCCUUGCGGGACGAGACCGGAGAGCUCUUCCAGGCCAGUGCCCUCUACCAGGCGGGCGACGACGGGGAGCUGGACCUCGCCCGCUGUCCUGCGCUGCCGGGAGGCAGCUUCUCCGGCCUGGAGCCCAUGGGGCUGCUCUGGGCUCUGCAGCCCCAGAAGCCUUUCUGGCGGCUGGUAAAGCGGGACGUGCAGAGCCCCUUCCUCCUGCAGCUGGAGGUGUUUGAGGGCCACGGGGAGCGCCCGGGGCGGCUUCUGGCCCAGGCGCAGCACGAGCGGGCGUUCCUGCGGGACGGGGUGCAGAGAGUCCCGGUGCGAGAAGGGAGGAUCCGGGCAACGCUUUUCCUGCCCACUGGAAGUGGCCCCUUUCCAGGAAUUAUUGACUUGUAUGGAACUGGAGGAGGACUCCCUGAAUACAGGGCAUGCCUGCUGGCCAACCACGGCUUUGCUGUGCUGGCUCUGGCUUUCUACAGCUAUGAAGAUCUCCCCAAAGGGAUGAAGGAAUUCCACCUGGAAUAUUUUGAAGAAGCUGUAAACUAUAUGUUACAACACACCCAGGUUAAAGGUCCAGGAAUUGGUUUGCUUGGACACUCAAAGGGAGGUGACCUGUGUGUCUCCAUGGCCUCCUUCCUAAAGGGCAUCACAGCCACUGCCCUUAUCAACGGCUCGGUGGCAAAUGUGGGUGCGGUGCUCCGCUACAAGGACAUCAUCAUUCCACCCCUUGGUAUCAAUCCAAAACGCAUCAAGGUCGGCAAGUCCGGGAUUGCUGAUAUUAUUGAUGCAUUGAACAGCCCACUAGAAGGGCCUGAUCAGCAAAGUUUUAUCCCUUUGGAGAAGGCUGAGUGUUGCUUCUUGUUCAUUGUCGGCCAGGAUGAUCACAACUGGAAAAGUGAAUUCUUUGCAGUUGAGGGGAGCAAACGCUUGCAAGCUCAUGGGAAAGAAAAGCCUGAGAUAGUCUGUUAUCCUGGAGCAGGACACUACAUUGAACCUCCCUUUUUCCCAAUGUGUGCAGCCUCAAUGCACCUGCUAUUUGGCAAGCCUGUGAUGUGGGGAGGGGAGCCCAAGGCACACUGUGAGGCACAAAUAGAUGCUUGGCAGCAGAUCCAAGCUUUCUUUCAUAAACACCUCACAGGCAAGCUGUCUGGAACAUCCAGUAAGCUCUGAUAUGAAUUAGGUUACCUUACAGAUGAAGAUGCUGGUUUUGUUAAAUGUUUUGUUAAAUGGCUCAGAAUGAGAACAAGGACUAUCAGAGAAUAAGCUAUUAGGUUUCUUGGAGGAUGAUGGUGGGUGAAAGCAAGACAGCAGCUUCCUUUUUACACCCUCCUCUAAUCUUGGCUAAAGGCCUUGGCCUCCUAUUUUAUGUAGUACAUGGUUAUGAGCUGUGGAAAACAAAUGGUGGUAAGUUUGUGUGCUUUGAGUGUGAAUUAAAGUGGUAGGCAACUCAUCCAAGCUGAGAACCAGGAUGAAAACAUGCCUUGGCCUUCUCAGAGGAGAUGUAUGCCAUUGCCCAGCUUUGUGUUCUAGUUCCAGUAUUCCAGUUUUUCUGGAAGCAGUAAUCUGCCUCCAGUAAUCUUUCUGUUCUCCCUGUGCACUUCUCCCUCCUUUGUUGCUCCUUGCUCUUCUCUCAAACCACUAAAAUGCAUCUGCCUUAAAAAUAUCUAAUAUUUCACUUACCAAAAUCAGUACUACUGUGCCAGCACCCUCAGGUAAAACUUCACAUUUGUAGGCAACAAACAGCCCAUAGCUUGAUGUGAUGUUCUGAGAGCAUGCAGUAGAAAUGAGACAUUUAAACAGUCUGUGGAAGUUCAUAAGCGUGAAGAAGCAACAUAACAGGUCCUGUUAGGUGUCAUCCUGGAAUCGCUCCCAGGUGUCUCCUCAGCACGGCUGGGUAUCGCUGUGGAGAUCCACAGCCGGAGCUCCCUGCCUGUACAUUCCCCAAAUGCCGUCUCAGCUGCCUGCUCCUAAGCGCUGCUGAGAGCAGCCCGGCUGCUCCGUGAGGCGGCCUGGAAGGGGCCUGAGGCGGCCGGCCCGCUGUGGUGGAGCGGGGCUCCGGCUGCACGCCCGCUGCUCUCUGCGCAGCGGGGUGACCGCUCGGCCCCGCCGGGAUCGUCAGCAACUUUGUGCACCCAAGCGUGGGGUUGAAGGAGAAGACGCUGGGAGUUGCCGGCGCAUUUGCACUGUGUGUCCGAACACGUAGUACCCGCCAGUGCUUGCAGCCCGACCUCUGCUGUUGCCUGUGCGUCAGGCCCGUUUCAGCGUUUUGUAUCCACCGUACUGUAAUGGAUUAAAGUGAAACUUUAACCGCU